This is a messenger RNA of Monoraphidium neglectum, 516 nucleotides long. Its product is annotated as 4-hydroxy-3-methylbut-2-enyl diphosphatereductase. Gene Ontology annotation, molecular function: 4-hydroxy-3-methylbut-2-enyl diphosphate reductase activity; metal ion binding. Lineage: Eukaryota; Viridiplantae; Chlorophyta; Chlorophyceae; Sphaeropleales; Selenastraceae. Gene Ontology annotation, biological process: isopentenyl diphosphate biosynthetic process, methylerythritol phosphate pathway; dimethylallyl diphosphate biosynthetic process. The coding region runs from base 1 to 516 and encodes 171 amino acids. The record is from RefSeq and is a predicted model, not a curated record. The transcript is spliced from 3 exons.
AUGCUCAAGGGUGACACCCAGGAGAUGGGCAAGAUGUUUGAGCGCACCAUGCUGUCCAAGUACGGCCCCUCGGCCCUGGCCGAGCACUUCAUGCUUAUGGACACCAUCUGUGACGCCACACAGGAGCGGCAAGACGCGUUGUACGAGAUCACCGACGACAAAUCCAUCGACUUGAUGAUUGUGGUCGGCGGCUUCAACAGCAGCAACACCAGCCACCUGCAGGAAAUCGCGGAGCACAAGGGCAUCCCCUCCUUCUGGGUGGACUCCGCCGCGCGCAUCGACGUCGCCGGCAACAAGCUGCUGCACAAGACCGGCUGGGGGGAGCUCAAGGAGACCACAAACUGGCUGGGCGACGGCCCCGUCACCAUCGGGAUCACCAGCGGCGCGUCCACCCCUGACCGCGCCAUAGAGGAGGUGCUUGACAAGGUGUUCAGGAUCAAGGACCCCGCGUUCGCGGGCAUUGCGCCCAAGCAGUGCGCGGCAGUCGCGGUGCCCGAGGACGAGGAGGAGGAGUGA